GUGUACCUUUCAGCCAUCAAUGUUUUGAUAUCCUCCAACUACCAGAGAGCUAUAGUAGGUUAAUUGUUUACAUUCGAAACGUUGUUUAGGCAUAUGUUUUACUGAGACGAUGACAUAGCUGCAUUGCCAGCAUAGCAGCGCAAUGAGCAACUUCUUUACUGGAGUAAUGCAUUUAACAAUUUAGAAUUUGGUAAGCCUAGAAUUUGAUUUACACAUACUGGAAAUGAACCGACCUUCUAGCGAUAUCCCAAUCUUGAGUGACCGGAGAAAAGUAGCAAAAAAGAGAUGGGAAAUUCUUGCCAAAGUAAGUUUUGCGAUGUAACUAUCAAUCAAUAUCGAAUAAAAUUUGGAAAAGCAUGCUUUAUUUCCCUACUACUUUCAUUGAGUAGGUUUAGUCGUACUAGCUAAAGAGAAUUUUCUCCAUUGAAAUAUUUAGCCCAACUUUAUCAGCUAUAUCAGAGUCGUCCGGGAUUAAACUCAAAGUCAGCAAAAUUUUAUUGUAAUAGCUGCCAAUUAGUGUAUCUUACUCUUAUCGAAUCGAACAAGAAACAGUCACGUUAAAAAAAACAAAUUCAAUGGACACCUUUUUAAAAAUGUCAAAAAACAUCAUUUAAAUAGCCAAUUGUACGGACAAGUAACUAUCGCAAAUCGUACACUUUGCCUCAUUCUCAUUGUGUCCUUCAACAAAGCAAGGAAACUUAUUUUUCAUAGUGUUCGAGAAUUUGCAUUUUCUCUUUGUAGAAGCCAUUUUCAUAAACAGAUGGCAAAAAUUACAAAUUAAAAAAACAAUUUAAAUUUGCGUCUUUGUUGUCGGAACCGGAAAUAACAUUAACAUUUUGACCAUAGAUAAUACAGCACAGAGCUAGAUUGUGAGAAUGACUAAAAUCGACAGGUUCACAGAAAUGCAUAGACUUUAUACAUUGUAACAACGUAAACAUACGAGGUAAUAGUUGUAACAACGAUACAUAAAAAUUAUAAUAUAAAAUGUAAGAAAAGCCGGACAUUUUAAAAGAUUUUAUUUUUGCCUGCCUGAUGGAGAAUGUUAAGCUAAAAAGGACAUGUCCUCCUCUUGCCGGACGUUUGGCAACCCUAUGCCAGGGCAGCCUUGAAACUCUCGGUUGAUGUAGAGUCUACGGCGGCAUUGUCCAGUUGGUUCCAAGCAAUUAUUGUUUGUGGGAAGAAUGAUUGUUAAAUUGUUUAUAUUAAACUCUGUUACACCGGGCACAGUGAAGCAUUUACUAUUGUUCCGGAUGUAACUGCUCAUAGUGUUGUCAGAUGUGAAGUCAGUGUUUCUUGUGCUUUUGGCUCUGAUUAAGUGACCUGGCUUCUGUGGGGUGAGAUAUGUGUUAGCUGGAAUGGUCGGCACUAGCCUUGUGACCACUUUAUACAGGAAUUUGAUCAGAGGUAUUUCUGGUGGGGGGUUGUGUUUGGUAGUGCAUUUAUAAAUAUCAAAAGUAGGCAUAAUGGCAACCAUUUCCAGCAGCGAAUCCAACACCCAAGCUCUACAUAAACUUUAUUCAAACAGUUUUGGUGUCCUGGCCCUGGGGGUAUGCCUUUGAUCCCAUCUUAUUUUCGCCCCUGGAUUCUAUAAAGAGCUAUAUGAUCACCUAUUUUUACCAAAUGAAAGGAAAAUAACAGCUAUCUAACAGUUAAGAAAAUCAUUUGAUUAUUAACAUGUACCGAUUUCUUUAUACAGACACAAAGUUGCCAGUAAGGGUACUUUGAUUGGGGACGGGGGAACUGGAAAUUUUUUAGUAAUUUAAAAUCAAGGAAUGCAUUUUGGUGAUUACCUGACUUCAGUUUUACAUCAACUGAGAAACAGAAAAGAUGCUUGGAAAUUUAGAUGUCUCUCAACUUGGUUGUGUUUUAUAAAAAUACUUUUUUUUAUUGUUACUUAAUCAUAAUUUUGUUAUAUAUUUUUUAUUUAAACUAUUUCUUUCUUUUACCUACAUUUUCAUUAAUAAAUGAGUACAAAAUAAUGCAGUCAUGUGGUCCAAAUAAGUGCCGAUACGCAAUGCCGGUGCCUAUUUCACAAAAAAGUACUUACCUGUACAUCAUAAUAGAUACUGAACGAAAACAAAAUGGAGUCGCCCUAAAUCUUUAAACCUUAAAUCUAUUUGACCUAAAGGGAACAUGUUCUUUUGCUACAGUUAAACACUGUAACAAGAAAAUCGCUAAUCAUAAUAAAAUAAUUUAAAUUAUUCAUAAUAAUGAAAGACCAACUUACAGUUCACUUUAACACACUUUAUUACAAGUUCCAUCAAAAGUAAAAAUCCUAAAGAUGUCAGAAAUUUGAAAAAAGAAUAUUUCUUUUCUGCUGCACCGUGGCUGUGCCAAGUAAAAGUGGUGUCGGGGGGAUGCCUUACAUGCCAUCCCUCAGUAAAUGGAAAAAUUGCUGCCUGGGGCGAACCAGUAGAUAAACCAUUUUCUAGAUUGCAUUCUGGAGUGAUUGCAUAAAUUGAAGUGAUGGCACCUGAAUGUUUCUUUCAUGUGUGAGUCUUGCCAUCAAGAACAAAUUGGCUUGCGAUGAAAACUCUCUGCUGUGAUGCUUACUUUUGUAUUUUGUGCCACUUCAAUCUUUGCUAUGUCCUUCACUAUCCUUAAAAGAUGUUUGAUUUCUUUUAAAACUAAUAAAUUGAAUCACUUUUUAAGCAAAGCAAUCUUAGGAGAAGGGGUUGAAUUAUUAAGGUAAUUUUUUUUCCAUUAUAAAUGAGACAUGGAAUCAUAAAGAAUACAAAUUAAGUGUAUACAAAUUCAUUGUUUGCAGUGAAUAAUGGUGCAUAUUUUAUCUUUGUAAUUUUUAUCUACUUUAAUCUUAAUACUUUGUGAAGACUUAUUGUGGAAUGUUGUUAAGAUUAGAUGUCGAUGCCCUAGUAAUGAUUUCCUUGACACUUUAGGUUUUACAAGGAAGCACCUGUGAGGAGACUGUUGAUAGUAUUGUUUCUGUGAGGCGGUUCCAGUCUUUUGGAUUGUUAUCCCAGCAACUGCUUACUGGGGAUAAUUGGAGUACAGAUUUGCAUGCCAACUGGUAUUUAUACACUUGUCCAGAUAUCCCUGGCUUCUCAAUGCACAUAAGGUAGGCAUGAGGAAAACUCACAAUCUUAGUUUAAAGCAGGCCUGCACAACAUACGGCCCACGGGCGGGCAUGUGUUUGCCUGCACCCUCUUUGCGCCCCGCGAAGUAACGAAACAUUCUUUAUUCGUAUUAUUUUCUGAAUAGCUAUUCCCCCCUGACCUAUUUUCUUUUGGCCCACAGAAGUCAUAUCCUAUUUCCUUUUGGCCCGCAAAAGAUUUUCAUAAAGUAUUACGGCCCGCCUUACAUUUUGAGUUGCGCAGGCCUGGUUUAAAGUAUUAAAGCAGUAUAUUAAUCAGAUGAUUUACAGCAGAUUAUAGCAGAGCAGUCACAUGACUAUUGGAGGCGCCCCCCCCCCCUCCUUCCACGCCACUUUGCGGUUUUGGCCCUCCUGCAUUCAAAGCUGGCAGUUAAAUUUUUGUUCCCUGUCACAACUGUGGAUGCCAUAAAUAUCCAAGGCCCCUGGCAGCCGAAGGUGUUGAAGGUCCCAUGUGACAGCUCUGAUCAAUAGAUAUGAAUGAAAAUGUAUCAAUAUACCAUAAGAUGUCAAUUAACAGAGGGCUUUUCUUAAAUUUAACAUCUAAAGUAAUUACCGCAUAUUAUUGUAUUUAAUUUUGCAUAAAUUAUAUGUUGUAUAUAUAAAAAAAAAAAGCUAAAUUAGAGUCAGAUAAGUUAUAAAUGUGAAAAUAUUUAGUUUUUAAGAAAAUGAAUAGUUUUCAAUGAACAAGAAACAUUUUGAGAGAAACUUAUUUGGAGCAUUUAGACAGUGAAAAAAGACUUAUUUGAAAUAUUGUAAAAAUGGGACGAAUUUUCUAUUUUUAUCUCUGUUUGAUUUUUAUUUUCUUUUUAAAGAAGUAAUGGAUAAACAAAUUAAAAGCCAAUAAUGGAUAAUAUUACUCAUGCCGUUGCAGACACCUUUGUGGAGGAAUUUCAGCUGAGAGAUUGAAUGGUUUUAACAACACUGGAAAUGUUUGUGAGUAGAAUUAGAAAUAAUUUUGCUUUAAAAAUAAAAUAUAAGAAUGAAUAAAUUUAUUUUCCCCAAAAAUUGACUCAGAUUAUGCCUUUACAAAAAAGUAAACAUUACAUUUAAGAAUGCUAUGAUAAUUAUCAAAUUUUCAUCAAAAACUACUCUAAUCUUCUAUUACAUUGUAUGUAUAUAGAUCAUGUAAUGAAAGUUAGAAAUAAGCUAAAUAACAGCAUGGCUAUAUACUGAGCAAAAGUACUAGUAUUUUCAAAUUUUUCAUUAAAAAAACAACUCUGUAAUGUUUUGUUUGAGAUGUUACAUGUUUUAGUCCAGGCUAACUGUCUGACACGUUCCUCACCUGAUUUGUAAUUGUCACCAACAUUUAUUGUUAUUGUUCCAGGUGUGUGGCCAUCUGAGGAGGUCAUGACCUUUUAUUGCAUGCAGCAUGUCCAAGGCUUCAAGUUGGUUUGAACAUGUCUCAAUAAUACUUUAUUUAUAUUUUAAGUUUCAUUUUAUUUGGAAUGACCAUAACAAUACUAAUUACUUCAAAGCAGGAUCAGUAAAUACUUAUGUUACACAAACUUAAUGGACCACUAACAGACUUGGCAAAAUAAAAUAUCAUACCUUUUCCUAAGUUAAACAUUAUUAUCAUGGCUUGAUAGAUAUUUUAUGCCACUACAAGUCUUAAACCUUCACUGAAAAUAAAGUUCAGUCUCUAGAAAUAGAAAUAUCCUCAUCAAAUUAGUUUUAACUAAAUCUUGUCAGUAAUAAUUAGCUUUAAUUAUGGUAAAUAACAUUGAACAAUUGCCUCCCAAACAUUUAUGUCGUUUCCUUUGCUGACAAUAGAUGAAUGGAAUUAAGGAGGUCAACAAAUUUUUAAAAAAUUUAAUAGCUUUCUUUGGUGUUGGAUUGAAAGAUUUGAAAAUUAGCAUAAUCUUAAAUCAAAACACCUCAAAGUAAUGUUUCAAGCACAAAAAUAAGUCAAGCUGCUUUAUAAAUAUUUAAAAACAUACAACAGAAUAGUUGAUUUAUUACAUUAUCGCAAUUAUUUUUUUUUACUAAACCACUAACUAAAAUUUCUUUUUUUUUCAGUACCAACAUUUAUUUAAAAAAUUUUAUAUACAGUAAAAAUAAAAGAGUAAAUAGUAAAUAGAACAGCUUAGACAUUAUGAUGUUCAUAAUUUAUAUUGACAUGUAGUGGAUGAAAAAAGGAAACUUAAUUUGAGUUGACACAUGGAAAUACUAUUUUAAUCUGGGAAUUUACUGUAUAUAUAAUUAGCAUGAAUGAAUCUAAAUAAAGUAUUAAUUACACACACAUAUAGUGGUUCAAAAGGCAUGCUAAUACAAUAAUUGCAUUUAGAAGUGAAUGUUAAGAAUUAUUUUGUUGUGGUUAAUGAGAGUUCUCAUUUUGUUUAAUAUGCUGAUAUUGUGUGUCACCUGAGAAGAAUACACUUGCCACAAUAUCAUCCACAAAAUUUAAAAUAUAUUUGGAAUUAGAGGAGAGAUUUUGGAUUGGAAAAUGGAGUCAUUAGCACAAAAAAAUAUUUUUGGUGAGGUUUGGGGUCUUAGUUGAAAGGCACUAAUAUCAAGAACUAAAUUUAUAUUUAGGUACAGUAAUUAGUAUUAAACUGUUGUAUAUUUCUUUCUACCAGAGGCAUGACUCUCUGUGAACUUGGUGGAGGAAUGACUUGCUUGGCUGGAGUUGCAGUAAGUUGUCCAUUUCAUAGUUGGUUUAUUUCUUGGUGGAACAUCACUUUUAAAGGGGAAGGAUCAAGAUAAAAUCUUUUGACCUCCUUACAAUCUAACAAACAUGCUGCUUUGCAACUUGUUCCUUGAAGCAGUCCAAGCCACCAAGUAGCACAUCUGGGAGCAGUCCAAGCCACCAAGUAGCACAUCUGGGACCAGUCCAAGCCACCAAGUAGCACAUCUGGGAGCAGUCCAAGCCACCAAGUAGCACAUCUAGGAGCAGUCCAAGCACCAAGUAGCACACCUGGGGUGCAUAAGUGUUCUGAACAUAUUCCAUACACAAUUAUUUGUGCAAUUUUUUUAUUUUUAAAAAUCUGCUUGCUUAAUACAAAUGUGAAAUAUUAAGGGCAAGACAGAUCUAACAUCAAGUUUUGUCAAAAACAUAAACAAAGUAUGAUAGUGAUGGUUUUUGUUGAAACUAGAAGAUGUGAAUGGCAAUUUGGCUUAUUUUUUUCCUUUUCCUGAAAAUCAUGCAGCUGGCUACAAGUGCUAUAAAUUCUAAAUUAUAACUUGCCAUUUGGCUAGUUCCCCAAAAAACUGUACAUGAGUAUGAAAAACCAGUGUAGAUUUCAAUCAUGUGUCAUCACUGUCAUGUGCAAAAAUAUUUCUUUUGUAAAUCCAGUAAAAAAAAUGUACAGAAUCCUGUAUGGCAGUACAACUUGAAAAAACAUUAAAAACCUGUACAAAGUAUGGAAACCCGUACAGGUUGGCAUGUAUGGGCUAGGGUUACUCUAAAUGUACUGAAUAUUUUUAGCCGCUUGAUACCAGAGUGUGUUCAUCUGAAAUAACGUUAUUAUUUGAAUGUAUUCAAUACCGGUACGCAAUAAACUAACAUCUGCUGUAAUUUGUUCCAGCUUUUACAACAUUAAUUUUUACCAUUCUGUUCAUGUAGUUGGGGCUCUGUUCUGAAGCUGCUCAUGUUGAACUUACUGAUGGAAAUGAAGACUCUGUUAAAAGUAAAUAUACCACAAAUAUCUUGUUCCAAUUACUUUAAAAUAAUUAUGAUUUCCUUAGAUCAUUAAGCAAACCCUAAUAAAAGAAAAACUCUUUAUGAAAUGAUGUUUACAAUGAAAACAGUUAAAAAGAGAAACACCUCUUAAAUACACUGGCCUGGUUCCACUCUUGAUGGGCAUUCUUCAUGACACCUAACAAAAUAAUUUACUGUUUCAGACUUGGAGUGUAUCAUAGAGCAUAAUAAGUUUGAGAAUACAACAGUGAGUGCAAGGUAGGAUCACAUGUCCAUUUGUUCAGGCUGUCAUGUCCAUUUGUUCAGGCUGUCAUGCCCAUUUGUUCAGGCUGUCUCAUCAUUCCACACAAAUUGUUUAUUUGAGCUGACAGUCAUCAUUUUAAAGAGUCCAUCUCUUCAUGAAGUUAUGUCUUUGGGUGCUGAGUGGCAGAGUGGUCUAAUCUGAGUCUGACGUUAAAUCCCCCGCGAAGCCCAGUCAAGCAAAAACAUCACCAGUUGAUGGGACUCAUUAACCUUGGCUGGCAGCUCAUCUAAGAGAGGAAGCUGAAUUCUAACCCAGAGAUGGAAUUCCGGAGACAGAUUACAUUAAUACAUUGGAACAUUGCGGCAAAUCCUGCCACGCCACUGCUGCCAAGCUGUAUCAACCAUAUAUGAUGUUCCUUUGGGUUAUCCAGCAGUGUGAAGAGAGGCAGUUUGCUGUGUAUGAAACCAGCUUAUAAUUCUAAAAAGAAUAAUCCCAGGCCUUGUGGAUUUCAUCCAUGUGAAGUCUACACCCUAGCAUAAAUCUUAGAUUUUUUUUAGACCAAGUGGAUUAAAAAGGAAGGGGGCCUAAGUGACAGACAGUUUUUGUGUAGUUAUAGACAGUUUUUGUGUAGUUAUAGACAGUUUUUCUAUGUUUUUUUCAGACUGCUUCGAUGGGGUCCGGAAGCGUUAGAAGCAGAUCUUCAAUCCAAGUUCGAUUUUGUUCUUUGUGCUGACUGGUAAGGUUUUUGUUGUUUUUUUAUAAAAUAAAAAAACAUUUUGUAACAAGGAAAUCAUUUUGGUAAAAAUGUAUACACAAAUUUUCAAAUAUGAAUAUAUUACUAUUAGACUGAAGUUGUACUUAUUAGGGACCUGAUUCAUCAUAAGCAUGAAUCUAAAGAUACUCUCAAUCUCUGCUUUUAUAAACAGCACUUUAAAUCUUUACGAAUUGCCUAGAUUUUCAUUUUAUAUUUGAUAAUGUUUUUGCAUGUUGAAGUUUAAACAUACUGGCCAUUGCUAUAAGUAAAAUAGAAGCUGUAAUGUGUAUCAUCUCAACAGUUUGUUUUUUGAUGAAGGAAGAAAAGAUCUUGCUCGUCUUAUAUUCGAUUUGCUAAAACCUGGGGUAUGUGGAAUUUUUCAUCAUCAUUUCUACUUUUAUAUAAAUGUAAAUAUUGCUUACACACAAAACAUAUGCUUUGCUGAACAAAUUGUUAUUUCAUAAUUUUCAAUUCGCUUCAUAUUUUUUAAUCACAAUGUAGCUUUCGGACAUAAUUUAUAAAUAUUUAAAUACUUUAUUAUUUGUAACUCUUAAAAAUUGUAGAUAAAUUUAAAAUAAAAAAACAAUUAGUUUACCAAAUGUUCUGUAUACUAUACUAUAGUACAUGGAUCAAAUUCAUAUCCUUUCCUUAUGAUUCUCUUUUGCCAUUUAAAAAAAAAAAUAGAUGUCGGUUGAUACAGCCGAGUCAUAGAACAAAUGAAUUAAUGAAAUCAUGAAUACAUUAAUGAAGCUGCAUGUGAUUAAUUUAAUUUUUUUUCUAUAACAGACACAUUAAAGAGUUCUCUUUAAACUGAAUCUGAGCAAAAUAUAUAUAUUUAUAUUUCGCAAACAGGGCCAAGCAUUGAUAUUUGCGCCCUCAAGAAAUAAUACAUUCCAUCAGUUUGCAGACAUGAUUCAAACGUUUGCACUCUUUGAAGUGUCAACAAAUCAAUUUUAUGAUUCCAGGAUUUGGAACUUGCACUCUAAGGUUAGAUUUUAGGUCAAUGAUGCAACCACAUGAGAGCUAUAUCCCUCCUUGUAUGAAGCCAAGCAAAGCCUGGUUCUUAUAUUUCUUAUAAAUUAAAAUUUCAACUUUUCAUGAGGAAGCAAAAGCGAAAGUUAUCUCUAAGUUUGUUAGUGUUUAGUUCCAGCUUAACAUAUCUCUUUUUCUUGGCACAUAGAUCUGUAGUUUUAAAAAUGAAACAUACUUGUGAAAAAUGAACUGGUAUAGAGAGGAUUUUUCAAAGAUUUUGUUAUACAUUUCAGAUGAAAGCUGAUUUGCCAGAUAUAUAUGAUGAAACAAUUCAUUUCCCAAUCAUGAUGACUUUAUUAAAGCCACCAUCUGCUCAUUCAAGGGACGUCACACCAGAGUCAAGAUAAACAAUUGAUAUUCAUUAUUCUUGGUGCAAAAUCCAAAAAGAAAGAGCAUUUAAUGAGUAUCAUGAAAAUUAAGCUAAAUUUAGAAUGAAAAGUCAUUUUUACAAUCUACAAUGGGAAUUUAGAUGCAAGUGGUAGGUGAUAUGUAUUAAUUAUAGAAUUGGUAUACCUUGAUAAUGAAGGUUAGGUAGAAAGAAAUAAGUGAUACAAAGUAUCUGAAAACCUGAAGAAAAAAAAGAUGCAACAAAGCUACAUUGUUUUGUUGUGUCCUUUUUUCAUGUUUUCCCACGCUUUGUUUUACUUAUUUCAUGAUAUACCUUGAUACAGUUGGUCCGAGCGUUCUUUUUCUGUGUGUGUAAAUAUCAUAAAUUACCAUCUAAAUUUGAAAAUCCUUAUCCUCAAUGUGAUAAUAAUAAUAUUCAUUCCUCUUGUGCAGUUGAUAAUACAAACAAAGCUUCAUUGAAAACUUUAAAUUUCAUAAAUUAAACAUUCAACAAAUGUCUUGAUCGUUAAUGUAUGAAAUUGAAAUGGUUUUGUAUUGAAUGCGAGGGGAAAUAACUGUCAAUUGUGUUUAGCAUUUUGCAGUUGUGUGCUUGGUGAACGUUUUUACCUAUAAUUUAAUUUGUUGACUUCAUUUUAUUUUUAUUUAUAUUUUGAAAUGGAAGAAAACAGAAUUUGAAAUAGUGGGAGAGCAACUCUUUCAUUGAAAUAAUAUAAAAUUACUUCUUGUUUACAGCGGACAUUAUGGGUAUAUUAAGAAUAUAUCUCUUGAUAAAGGUAUCUGUAUAUAUAUUUUUUUUUUAUUUAUGGCGUACUUCCCUUCAUUUUAAAUUGAGGGAUAGUGCACUGAUUAUUAGACUCCACAUGUUCCAUUUCAGAAGGCAAAGUAAAGAAGUUCUUGUAUUUUACUCCACCAUUCCAUGUAACUUAUUUCAUUAAAAAUGUGUGUUCCUUUAUUGAAUAUAGCACAAAUAAUCCAGCAACUAAAUCUGCUUUGUAACAUGUGAUACUACAUUGCCCUGUCCAGAAUUAUGUUUUAGCUUUUGUUGUUACGCACAAUCUGUUCCAUUUUGUUUCUAUUUCUAAAAUAGCAGCUCAUUUGAUAUUAUGGAUUACCUCAGAGAGAGAGAUUGUGU
Molecule: messenger RNA, 10259 nt
Organism: Lymnaea stagnalis (great pond snail)
Lineage: Eukaryota; Metazoa; Mollusca; Gastropoda; Lymnaeidae
Source: the annotation of a GenBank genome assembly